AUAUCUGUGGAAUGUCCAGGGUGGGAGAAAGAACUCUUGUUUAUUGGAGGCAGGUGUGAAUAUUGCACUUGGCCAACUUGAUUAGCACUGAAGAAUCUUUCAGCUUCAAGGUCUGGCUGCUUGCUGCCUGGGGGAAUCCUUUGUUGGGAGGCGUCAACUGGCCCUGAUUGAUUCAUGUCUGGAAUUCUUGUUUUCUGAGUGUUGUUCUUUAUUUACUGUUCUAAGUUUUUUUUAAUAAUGGUGGCUAGAUUUUGUUCAUUUUCAUGGUUUCCUCCUUUUUUUCUGUUGAAACUGUCCACGUGCUUGGGGAUUUCAAUGGCUUCUCCGUGUAGUCUGAUGUGGUGAUUGUCAGAGUGGUCCAGCAUUUCUGUGCACUCAAAUAAUAUGCAGAUGUCGCUUACAUUGGGAGGUCAAGAUUUCUUUCUAGAAGAGAAUAAAUUCAAGCAGGAUUGUGUAGAAUUUAUCAAGUUCUCACAACAAAUGGGAGACAACUGGCAGUGGAAAAAUAUAAAGGACUCUACUGAUGGCUACUUGACUAAAACACACUUUCAGCUGAAAGGUGAAAGCGUUUCUUCAAACAGAGGGGAAAUAGUAAACGAUGAAGUAACAUUUGCACAUGUUGAGGAAGGUCUGGAUGACUUUCAAGCGGCUGGCAUCUCUGCAACAUCAGAGGUGAUACGCUAUGAAUACCAUGUUCUGUACUCCUGCAGUUACCAGGCUCCUGUUCUUUAUUUUCGGGCAUGUUUUUUAGAUGGGAGACCUUUAACUCUGGAUGAAAUAUGGAAAGGUGUACCUGAAUGUUAUAAGGAGCGCCUCUGGCAGGGUCCCUGGGACACUAUUACACAACAGGAACAUCCAUUACUUGGACAGCCUUUCUUUGUACUUCAUCCUUGCCGGACAAAUCAAUUUAUGUCCUCAGUAUUAUCAAGCUCACAUAAACAAAACAGGAGUACAAAUUACAUAAUCUCAUGGCUAAGUAUUGUAGGCCCAGUGGUGGGUCUCAAUCUGCCUUUGGGUUAUGCAAAAGCUGUUGCUGAGCAAAGUUCAAGUGCUGAUUAAAGAGAUUUGGUACAAGUGGCGGAGUCUAAAGGUGCCACUCUAGUGCUGUAGCUCAUCUCAGAUAUGAAGCUAAAGAAAAUGUCACGUCUAACAAGCUGUUGCAGUCACGACAAGAUGCUUCAGUGGAGAUCACAUUUCUCUGAUACGUGUCUGAGGAUAACCAAGCCGUGGAUUCCAUUCUAAUUGUAACAAGAAUUAUGCUUUGUCCCACCAGAAAGAAAAUGUCAGUUCAAUUGAUAGUUGGACUGAUGCUAAGUGGAAAAGAUAUUCUUCCCCUAAACUGACAGAGUGACUUGGGAAAACUUGUGCGGAAAAAUAUUACCAAAGGAAUUUGAAGCUUACAGUAAUAAUAAAAGUCUCUCUAUCUUUACUGGUAGCUUAUGAGGCCCCAUGGAACAGGACUGGGUUUUUUUCAGGUUUUUUCCGCUUGCUCCUAUUUUUGCUUAGCAAGACGCAUUAGCAACAUUAAUACAUUAAAAACAUACAGAUUGGUUUAUACAUUACUCUUGAGAAUUUUAUAAUAUUUGUGUUUUUGACUGUAUUGUCACCCGUUUCAAGCCAUGAGGAGAGGUGGGUAAGAAAUAAAAUUAUUAUUAUUAUUA
Anolis carolinensis (green anole) is the source of this 1661-nucleotide messenger RNA. RefSeq names its product autophagy related 10 (gene atg10). Gene Ontology annotation, cellular component: intracellular anatomical structure. The transcript is spliced from 8 exons. Bases 385 to 1059 code for a protein of 224 amino acids. Gene Ontology annotation, molecular function: Atg12 transferase activity. The record is from RefSeq and is a predicted model, not a curated record. NCBI's taxonomy places the organism in Eukaryota, Metazoa, Chordata, Lepidosauria, Squamata, Anolidae. Gene Ontology annotation, biological process: protein lipidation; protein modification by small protein conjugation; macroautophagy.